This is a messenger RNA of Linnemannia hyalina, 366 nucleotides long. The record is from the annotation of a GenBank genome assembly. NCBI's taxonomy places the organism in Eukaryota, Fungi, Mortierellomycota, Mortierellomycetes, Mortierellales, Mortierellaceae.
AUGGACUCUGAACGCUCAACACCGGCAUACGACAACAUACGCUCACCAGCAUCACAGGAGCGGGAACGUAGCGUCAAGGUCGAGGGCAACCGUGGAGCCGUCAGGAGUAUAGGAGAGAUUCUGAAUGCAGACCGUGAGGGGUCAACGGCGUCUUCAGCGACCGGUGUCACAAACCCCCUGGCUGACCUCUCCAAGGCAGAGCUCGUCGCAAUGCCCAUCCGAGGAUAUCUGGACCAGGCUGUCCUCCCCGUCUUGCUGGAGGGCAUGAAGCAGCUCGCAAAAGAGAGGCCGCAGAACCCUUUGGAGUACCUUGGACAUUACCUUCUCAACCAUAGCGACACCAUUGGACGAUCGCCUGGGCCUUAG